UUUAAUUUAACCCCACAUCGUUUAGAAAAACGAAGAUGAUUAUUUUUUAAAACAGAUUGAUAGAGAGAGGAUGUGAUAGACAACUUUACUUGUAUCCAAAACUUGAUAUUUAGAGACGGUAUCAUAAGCCAAAUCAGAUUGAAGGUGGCAGUGCAGUUUUUGGUGUUGCCACUCACAAUAGUAUUACUAAUUCUGGCUUUCUGGUGCAAAGCAAAAUCCAAGUUUAAGCUGCGAAGAUGUUUUGAAUGAAGACGGGGAUGGGGGUUUUUGAAGCCAGUCGUUUGCCGAUAAUUAGAAAGAACAAAGAGAUAGCCGCCUGAGAAGAGCGCCAUCAUCGAAUAGUGGGCUGUUAAUUAGCAAAAGGAAGGAUAGAUAGUCUUUGGCUUUACAAACUCCACCGGUGUUGCUCCGCUCUCUGUAGCCUCUUCAGCUUUUUCGAGAAUGAAUUGGGAAAUUAAUGGGUUAAUUUCAUGCUUAGCCCCUUAUAUUAUAUUAGCUUCUCUGUUUGGAGCCAACAUUUUUAAUUAAACUUCAUUUAAUAAUUGCAUACAAAUAAUUUAACAACAGCACUAUUAUAUAUAUCGGAUAUAAAAUCAGCCAAUACGUUUGCAUCACAUGUUUUUAAUUAUUAUUUUUCCCUAACAACCCCACUCUUUUUGUUAAGUACGUAAAAUACAAACCCUCCAACAUUUUUAUUUCUUACUUACGAUUAAUUAAACUAGCCUCGAAAUUAUGAUUCCUUCAUUCAAUAAUUGCAUAAAAAUAAUUUAACAACAGCACUAUUAUAUAUACCCGGCGUAAAAUCAACCCUCACCUUCUUGGAAAGAACAUCAUCCCUCAUCUAUUUGUAGAUCUGCUUUUCUCUUUCUUAUCCUCAUCAACCCCUUGUUCCCAGUUUCUUUCUGUGGUAUUGAGCGAACUAUUUUCUGAUUUUGAGCACUAGAUUGAGAUAUCUUUUUCUUCUCAUAUAUCUUCAUGUUGUCGUUACCUUCAACUCCAUCGUCCAUUUCUAAAAAGGAAUAUGAUGUUUUCUUGAGUUUUAGAGGUGAAGAUACUCGCAAAAACUUCACAGAUCAUCUCUACGAAGCUCUAACGAGGCGUGGGAUUGUCACCUUUAGAGAUGAUCCAAAGUUGGAGGCGGGUGAAGAGAUCGCACCUGAACUCUUUAAAGCAAUUCAACAAUCAUGGUGCUCGAUCAUCGUUUUUUCAAAAACCUAUGCCUUUUCAAGUUGGUGCUUGGAGGAGCUUGCUGAGAUAGUUAAACAAAAAAAGGAUAAGGAACAUAAAGUAUUUCCAAUAUUCUACGAUGUAGAUCCAUCCGAUUUAAGAAAACAGAAGGGAAAAGUUGAAGAAGCGUUUGCAAAACAUGAAGAGAGAUAUAAGGAAGAUAGAGAAAAGAUCCAAAGGUGGGGAAAUGCUUUGAGGGAAGUGGCUAACAUCAAGGGAUGGCAUUUAAAUAACAGGCAUGAAUCAGAAUUUAUUGAAGAUAUUGUUAAGAGGAUAUCAGCGAAAUUAUGUCAGACCUAUCCUGUUGUUCCUGAUGACCUGGUUGGAAUUAGUUUACAUUUAGAGGAGUUGUAUUCAAAAAUAGACAUUGGGGAAGAUGAUGUUCGUAUUAUAGGAAUUUGCGAAAUGGGUGGCAUUGGUAAGACAACUCUUGCAAGGAUUGCUUAUACUCAAAUGUCACCUCAUUUUGAAGGCAAAACCUUUCUUGCUGAUGUUCGAGAAGUUUCGGAUAAAUGUGGACUUGUUUUUUUACAAAAACAACUUCUUUCCCAGAUAUUGCUUGAUGAAUGCUUUAAUUUUUUCAAUGUUCACGAAGGGAAUACCAUAAUUAGCCGCAGGUUGUCUAGCAAAAAGGUUCUUGUUGUUCUUGAUGAUGUUGAUAACCUACAACACUUGAAAUGCUUGGUUGGAAAACUUGAUUGGUUUGGUUUAGGAAGUAGGAUCAUUGUAACGACAAGAGACGAACAUUUGCUUCAAUCUUACCGAGUUGAUGAUGUGUAUAAGCCUACAGCAUUGAAUCCUAAUGAUGCCCUUAGGCUUUUUAAUUUGAAAGCUUUUGGUAGUGAUACAACAUUGAAAGAUGAUUUCAUUGAACUUUCUAAACAUAUUGUACAUUAUGCUGGUGGUCUCCCCUUAGCUCUUGAAGUUUUGGGUUCAUUUUUGUGCGGUAGAGAUGUAGCUCAAUGGAGAAGUGCAAUUGAAAGACUUCAAAGAAAUUCUAACAAAGAAAUUCUCGAUAGGCUUCGAAUUAGCUUUGAUGGAUUGGAAGAAAGCGAAAAGAAUAUAUUUCUAGAUAUAGCAUGCUUCUUCAAUGGAGAGGAGAAAGUAUUGGAUGGUUGUGAAUUUUUCUCAAAUAUUGGAAUAGAUGUUCUCAUUAAGAAAUCUCUCAUAAAAGUUGAUGAACACAAGCAUUUGUGGAUGCAUCGCUUGAUACAAGAAAUGGGAAGAAAAAUUGUUAGGGAAAAAUCUGUUGAUGAACCUGGGAAACGUUGCAGAUUGUGGGAGGAAAAAGAUGUCCAUCAUGUCUUAACAAAAAACACAAAACAUUGCUUUGAGGUAUUGAAUGUUUUGUAUAUUUUAAUGCUUAUUUUUGUUUUGCUUAUGGUUUUUAGGGAAUCGAGCAAGAUACUCAAUUUGAGUGCCAAUGCUUUCUCGAAGAUGACAACUUUGAGAUUGCUCAGAGUACUUUGUCUCUCAAAUUGUGAUGAUCUCAAAUAUCUUUCUAAUGAGCUACGACUUUUAGAUUGGACAGGAUAUCCUUUAAGAUCAUUGCCUUCAAGCUUUCAACCGGAUAAUCUUGUCGUUCUUCUCUUACCAUAUAGUCACAUUGAACAACUAUGGAAAGGGAAUAGACCCUUGUAUAAAUUAAAAAUAAUCAACCUUAAAGAGUCCCAAAACCUAAUCAAGACACCAGACUUUACAACAGCCCCAAAUCUCGAAGUUUUGAUUAUGGAAGCUUGUACCAGAUUAGUAGAUGUUCAUCCAUCACUUGGAGUGCUUAAGAGACUUAAACUCUUGAAUUUAAGGGAGUGCAGAAGUCUUAGGAGUCUUCCAACCAAAAUUGGAAUGGAAUCCCUUGAAACUUUAAUUCUUUCAGGUUGCUCAAAUCUUGCAAGGUUUCCAGAUAUUGAUGGGAAAAUGGAACAUCUAAAAACUCUUCAUCUGUCUGGUUGCUGUAAAGUUGAAUAUUUGCCAGAGAAUUUGCAGCAAGCAGAAUUUUUGGAAGAGCUUGACUUGAGUGAAACAGCCAUAAAAGAACCACCCUCCUUCAUUUCUCAAUUGAAAAAUCUUAAAAUUUUGUCUUUCAGUGGAUGCAAGGGUCCGUCUAAGUUAAAAAUAAAUCUCCUUUCUCUUUUCAAGGUAAGCCAAAGAGGAAGGAUGAAUUCCAUAGCUCUAAUGCUACCUUCAUUAUCAGGUUUGAGUUCAUUAAGAAAGUUGACUCUAAGGGACGGCAGUCUUGGUGAAGGAGAUAUUCCUGGUGCUAUAUCUUGUCUAUCCUCUUUGACAAAUCUUGAUCUUAGCGGUAACAAUUUCAACACCAUACCGGGGUCUCUUACACGACUCUCCAGGCUUGAAUAUCUUACAUUGUCAAAUUGCGGCCUGUUCAAUAUUGGUGGAGAUAUUCCAAGUGAUAUUUCUGGUCUCUCCUCAUUGAGAUUUCUUGGUCUUAGUGGUAACAAUUUCACCAGCAUAGCUGCGUCUCUUACUCGUCUUUCCAAUCUUCAAAGGCUUGGGGUGUCAGAUUGCAGUGAGCUUGAAUCGUUGCCUGUGCUUCUAGCAAGAAUGACAAGUGAGUGGAUAGUUGAUUGUGCUCACCUUAUGGCCAUUAACUGCUACAGAUUGGCUGAGAACAUUAGUGCAAUAACAUUGCUGAAAACACAUAUUAAGGCAUUUGCGAAUUCAAGAAAAGAGUUUGACGUUAUUAUACCUGGAAAUGAAAUCCCAGAAUGGUUCAGCCACCAGAGAGGCGGCUCUGUAAUUGACAUACCUCUGCCUCUCAAUAUUCAGAAUGACAGUCAAUGGAUUGGAGUUGCUUUCUGCUGCAUUUUCGUCAAUGAGGGUGGUCCUGAGGAAAAGGUUGUCGGUGGUAGAGCUUAUAUACGUUGUAGAAAUUCUGGACAAUCUAGUUAUAACGGAUCUGAUUUUCAAGGAAGAAAUCCUGGAUGGAUCUCAUCGAAUUUCUUUGCUUUUGGUGGAGAAUAUUCGGAGCCCAUAACAAAGGACCACCUGUUUCUUUGUUAUUUCUCGCGUGAUAAAUUGUAUCCAUUAUACUUCGAGGAUGAAUGUGGUGAAUGGGAAACCAAUAAUUUAUGGACAAUGGAUUGCUCUGAUCAUGAAUGCGAUGAGAUGUCUUUCGAGAUGUCUUUCGAAGGCACACUUGGUUAUCCUUCUCUUAAGGUGAAGAAGUGUGGUGUUAGACUAAUGUAUGAGAAAGAUUUGGAAGAAAUAAAAGAGGUGCACUGCCAUACCCCUCAAUCUUCUCCAAACUUGGAACAUAUCCAUCAUCACUCUACUGACAACGAUGGAUCCGCAGGUAGCACUUCCCGUCUAAAACGAAAACUCAAUACCCACGAGGAAACAGAGGAAGAAGGGCCGCAGCCGAAACGGAUGCAAAAAAUUUUCAAUUUUAUAAUGGGCCGAUCAGAAAAGAAGCAAUAAUACUUGACUAGCCUUUUCAACAUUCUUUCUCCUAUUUAGUUAAUUUUAUAAGUUUCUCUUUUUCCCAUGUUUUUGUUUGAUGGUAGAAAUAGAUUCUUUACCAUGUUUUCUAUAGUCAAAAUAUUCCACCACCACCUGAUUUUAACAUUCCUAAUAGUGCCUUGUUGGAAAAGAGAAAUUUUAGAGGAAUAAAGGUUAAGAAAGAUGAUUAGUUCCUAUCAGCACGAAAAGCUAUGGGAUACUUGUGGGUCUAGUAUCUAUGAUUUCUUUCUAUUUGAAAAUCUGCAUGGCUUCACGUGAUAUGUUAUCAAAUUUUCAAGGAAAAUGUGAAGUUGGAUUGUAAGAGUAAAGCGUUUGUGGACAUGCUUCUAAUAUCUCAAGUGUUUCGCAUUGCAAAUAAAAAGUUGAAUGAUUCUGAUAA
Gossypium arboreum is the source of this 5086-nucleotide messenger RNA. Its product is annotated as disease resistance protein RPV1. NCBI's taxonomy places the organism in Eukaryota, Viridiplantae, Streptophyta, Magnoliopsida, Malvales, Malvaceae. Bases 976 to 4665 code for a protein of 1229 amino acids. Gene Ontology annotation, biological process: signal transduction; defense response. Gene Ontology annotation, molecular function: protein binding; ADP binding. The transcript is spliced from 5 exons. The record is from RefSeq and is a predicted model, not a curated record.